AUCACCAGGGGUCUCCCUUUGGGCUGAGUCCUUCAAAAUAAAGAGUCCGCAAUUUCACAAGGGCAUGAGUAAGAUAAUAACACACUCUGAGGGACUUUUUUAAAUGAAAAUGAUUUGAAAACCGCCAAGACAGAGGUUUAUCUAAAAAUGGAGGAAGUUGGAGCACAAACUUCGAAUUGUGAGAAACAUGCUGACACAGUUGCAAUGCUUUCAUUUACAUUUUUAAACAUACAUGAGGUAGACAAUACUCUUAAAAGACCUAAAGUCACAUUCAAGCCAACCCAAGCUCUCUGCGCUUAUGUUAAAAACACCUGUGCACAAAAUGAUGAAAGCGAUCCAACUCAUCAGACGGGUCGGGUCCGGCCCCUCUAUCCCUGGUGCACCUAGUCCGGUAAUAAAUCCCAUCCAGAUUACAGUUUGCACCCUAGUGCCAGACAGAACACACUCACAUACCUGACAUAAGGCCUCCAGCUGCAUAAUACAUUUAGAUUUUUAGAAAAGUCUAGAGAGUCAGAGCCAGAAAAACACCUUGAAUCUACAGUACUGGGAGUACUAAGCCAAGCUGUACAUAGUGUGCGAUUGAAAGUCUUCCGAUAGGUCUUACAAUGGAUGGGACAUAUUAAUGGGAAGAGAAAUUUGCGAGUUCUAUUUAAAUAAGUAACGGUGAUGGUGGGAACUGAAUGGAUUACGUGAGGCACGGCUGAUCACCGAUGGGAAACCUCUCUGGAAUUAGCCGAUUAGCGACAUGACCAGAGGAGCGGUCCCGCCAAGUGUCCCUACUUGCCCAAGAAAUCCUGCACUAAUCCACCACCCUCCCCCACCCUAGAGCAGGCAAUCCGACGGGAGACAUGUCCUGUAAUUAGAUCCACAGCCUGUUGCAUCCUAUGGACUCUGAAAGCCCUUUUCAUUGUUCUCCGUUGGUUUGUUUUUUUGGGGGGAAUAAUUCUCCCUCAGGUUCUCCAUGAAUCCGGAUAUCUUUUUUCGUGAUCUUUUCUCAUUGUGAGAACAGUUGGUGCGUUCGCUGACACCAUGCGUCCACUUCUCUACGUGCAUGUAUUCGCAUGCUGCCUCGGUAUAGCUCGUCCCUUCUGUCCAUCCCAGUGCACCUGUGUCUUCCAUGGACGCACCGAUGGAACAGGAACCAGAUCAGUGCUCUGCAAUGAUCCAGACAUGUCUGACGUCCCUGUCAACGUCCCUGUGGAUACAGUCAAACUCCGCAUUGAGAAAACCAUGGUGCGGCGAAUCCCAACGGAAGCUUUUUACUACCUGGUGGACCUCCGGUACCUGUGGAUUACUUACAACUCCAUCAGCUCGGUGGACUCUGCAAGUUUCUACAACCUCAAAGUGCUCCACGAGCUGAGGCUGGAUGGGAAUAUGAUCUCCGUCUUCCCUUGGGAGUCGCUGAAAGAGAUGCCCAGGCUGAAAACCCUGGAUCUACACAACAACAGAAUCACAAAUGUUCCCAACGAGGCAAUACCUUACCUCCUCAACAUCACCUACUUGGAUCUUUCCAGCAACAAAUUGACCACCCUGCCCUCGGAUCUCAUGGAUAUCUGGCCGCCCUUCAACGGAGCACCGAUGUCUCAUAAUGUCUCCCAGAAAAUUGUGUUAGGCCUCCAGGAUAACCCCUGGUUCUGUGACUGCAAAAUCUCCAAGCUGAUUGAGCUUUCCAAAAUGUCGGGCACACCUGUGGUUUUGAUGGACCAGUUCAUGGCCUGCACUGGACCGGAGAAUCUUGCCGGCGUACUUUUUCAGCGUGCUGAACUUGACAACUGUGUGAAGCCAUCAGUCAUGACUUCGGCUACCAAGAUCACGUCUCCUUUAGGCAGCAAUGUCCUCUUGCGCUGUGAUGCCACUGGGUUUCCAACGCCAACUCUUUAUUGGCAAAAAUCUGAUGGUUCUCUGGUCAACAACACAGUCCAGGAAUCACCUGAAGAGGGCGUCAGAUGGUCCAUCAUGAGCUUGCAUGGAAUAUUACACAAAGACGCCGGAAACUACAGUUGCAAAGCAAAGAAUGUUGCUGGAAACGCAGAAGCCGCCAUUUCAAUCUCGGUCGCGGGUGCCCUCAGCUCCACCAUCCUUCCACCGGGGCCCACCGUCCAACCAGAAUCGACCAGCCAAGGGCCGACGUUCACCCCCUCAACAGACACCCCCAACUCGCUGGCCGCCACUUCAACAGUUCUCCCAAGAACGUUGACAGCCGUGGUCACCAAGAAGCCCAAAACCACAGCCAGCACCAGUUUACGGAAAGGCUCGUUGAAACAAGCAAGGGGCCAGCAGGGAGCCGGUGAGCGAAAGCUCGCAGCAGACGAAAAGAGCAAGAAAGGCGAUGCAACAAAGUCCGUCAAAGACCUUAAGAUUGUGGAGGAAACCGUUGACACUGCGGUGUUGCUGUGGAGAGCGGAUGGGUUACCGAAUGAUGCCCCGCUGACGGUGGUGUACUCUCCCUAUGAUGAGGACGACAGCAAAAGGACGUUAGAGACCAAUGCUGGCAGUGGAAAAGAGCUCCUUGAGGGACUUUCAUCGGGGAUACGGUACUCGGUUUGCCUCGUCGCAAAGGUCAGUGCUGCUGGAAAAGAUCCCUGCGUUGACUUCUACACGUUGGACAAUGUAGAGGAGGGCGGGCAGAGCCGGCUUUUCAAUAUCAUUAGCGGCAUUGCUUGUGCUUUGGUUUUGUCUCUCAUUGCGCUGUUGCUCUAUAAGAUUAUCCACCUGUACUGCAAGGGAAGCGGCACAGCUCUGGACGAAGAGGAGCUUGAAAAAGACAGCUAUGUCAAGUUUGAGACCAUUUCAAUGAAGGAAAGGACGUUGAACUCUCAUCCAACUGAGUUUUGGGCGAGAAGAGCAACUACUGAAUCAGAGCGAAUGCUCCUGUGCUCCAGGUCAAGUAUUGACUCUCAGAUGACCUAUAAGAGUGACAGUUCCCGCUGUGAGUAUCUCUGCUGACGCCAGGAAUCCAUGGCCACUGGCACACCAUGCUAGUAAGUCGUUUUAAUACAUAUGCUUUAUAUGCCUUUAACGACACCCUAAAGGACCCCAAUGGGACGCAGUUGGGGUAAAGUCAGCACAAACCGUCGACUACAAGGCACUCGUCAAGGCACUGUGCAAAAAGUGAUAUAAUAUUGUGUGUCGGCUACAACUUUUCCUUUUGAAAAUGCUCCAAACACAACUUCAAAAAGCCCUGAAAGACAUCUGAAAACAUCCUCUGCAAAUUCGAACCUGCUUAAUCGGCCAAUCACAGCCUGAAAUGAAGAUUUCACCCCAUGACGUGAGGCCUGUACUAAAGCCUCUCUGGUUGUUCUGCUUCAGUCUAUCAAAGUAAAACCUUCAGCAAAUACUGUUCACACAUUGUGCUAUGACUUAGAUAAGUGUAUCUCCAUGUUGUAUAGGAACGGAGACCUGUAAAUUAUUUCUUUUAUUUUUCUGUGUGCCAUCUUCAUUUAAUAUUUUUUUCUUAACCAGUGACAUAUACUGAUAUUACACAUCACAACACUCUCCUGGCAAGAAGAGUAAAUAAGAAAAUUAAAAGUAGUUCCAGAGAAAUAACCAUUUUGUUCAGUUUUUAGCCCCAAAACAACCUCAUCGUUUAUGAAAUCAUUUAUACAUCUUUAAACAAAUCUAUUAGUUUCCCACAGUGGGGCUGCGAAGGAAUAAUUUUCUGUAUUGAACAGCACUAUUGAUCUGUAAUCAAUAUAAAAUUAGGUCAGUCUAAAAGACAUUCCCUUAUUAAUUACGGAGCCUUAUAUUCGAUUAGGACACAAUACAGAACUGCAUCCGUGCAACAGUCUGUCCCCCAGCUGUGUGUGGCCUUUCAUGCUGUACUCUAUGCCAAAGUUUAAGUGUCAGAUAGGAAUAUCACAUUAUCUAUUUCCCCUCACAUUUACAACAAUAAUGUUACUUUAGGAAAUCAAGCUGAUUGUUGCCUUAAUGGACAAAAAGGAUAUUCUGUGUGUUUUAUAGAAUAUGUGUUUCGUGUGAUGAACAUGGCCAGUUUAUAUGACUUUAUGUACACAUUUGUCUAUAAAUGAAGUUGUGGAUUUGUUUUGA
Messenger RNA from Pungitius pungitius (ninespine stickleback), 4047 nucleotides. It is a transcript of the gene lrit3a, whose product is annotated as info leucine-rich repeat, immunoglobulin-like and transmembrane domains 3a. The record is from RefSeq and is a predicted model, not a curated record. Lineage: Eukaryota; Metazoa; Chordata; Actinopteri; Perciformes; Gasterosteidae. Gene Ontology annotation, molecular function: protein binding. Bases 1030 to 2946 code for a protein of 638 amino acids. The transcript is spliced from 4 exons.